AAAUCCACGGAGAUUGACUUGGAAGUGAAGAGAGAAGAGGAGAUCCGCCUGCUUGGCUUCCUGACACGGGGGUUUCUAUUUGUUUUCUCCCUUUGCUCAGGACACAAUUUCCACACGAUCAUUAGUGGAGAGCAGCCCAGCGGGGUCAAGGCUAGGAGGAGGGGACGCAGCCGCAAGCAGUGAAGGAAGGUGGAGGCACAAAGGCAGAAGAGCGGGUGGACGAAAGCAUGAGGCGGCUCCUGGACAGCAGCUGGAAGAAAUUUGGACAUGCUGACAGGGGGAACUACGACUGGCUGAACACUGAACCAGGUGGGCCACUUCUGGAAACAGAGCUCCAGAGUAGACAACAGAUAAGUUCAACCAAAGACGACAUAGAGCCAUUUCUGUGCAUCAUUUUGCCUGCCACCAUGAUGCUCUUCCUGGCAUUCCUGCUGCUCUUCCUGUACCGCCGCUGCCAGCGCCCCAUCCCACAAGGGCAGAUCUUCAGCAUUGACCUCCCUGAGGCCCUGCCUGAGCACGACGUGUCCAAUUUCUUUUCUGUGCUGCCCUGGAACAGCGAGCAGAGUUUUCAUUACUCCACUCUCCUCCCGGAUGCCACGUUUCUCUCCAUGUGCUUGCCUCCAUCCUAUGAGGAGGCCACAACAAAGACUGCCCUGGGUGAGGCUCACAUUGAGCUCUCUCCAGACCCAGUGCCUCCUUACGAAGAGAGCACACAGCCAUCCAGCAGCACCAAAUAAGCUUCCUACGGAAGUACCUUAGCUGAAGCACGCUGCCCCUCAAGGCGUAAAUACAGAUCUGCUAUGGCCUUUAAAAUUAGCACAAAUAAUCCAAAUGAGGCAAAAACCAAUGAACUGCGAAGCAGCAAACUUGAAGGAACAAGGAAUUAGAAUAUUCUAGAACAAGGUGAAGAGUAUCUUCCACCUGCAGCAAGGCUAAACUUCAGUUCUAGACUGGUAAUGAGGAAAUCUGAGAGAACGGAGUAUGUUGUAUGAGGAUUAGAUUUACAGACGGAUGAGAAUCUGCCCAUCUGCAAUCCCAAAGAAAUGUAACAACACUGAUGGCUGGACUUGAUGAUCUUGAAGAUCUUUUCCAGCCUAGAUAACUCUAUGAUAAAUUAUACUACAGAUUUACCAGUUGCAAAAAGGGCUUUUAGCAUGAAACUAUGCCAGUUUGGCUUUUUCUACUUUAUGUGUUUGUUUUUCAUUGAGUUCCUGAAAAGUUGAUUUAUUUAGUCAGCAUGUCUUAACAUCACAUCAUUCUUCAGUGCUCUGGAACAAUCGAUCACAGCACUCAGGAACGCAAAUAAAUUAAACUCUAAGGAAGUUUUCCAAUUGUCCCAAGAAGUACAACCAUGCACCUUUCCUGAAGGCUGACUUCCAACACUACUGAACAGUGAGAGCAACCAGAGAAGACCAGAUCAUUCUGGAUGAGGAAGACUCCAGCACCAUCACACACAAAUACACGCGUUUGCUACAAGACAAGGCCUACAAAAUCCCAAAGUUCUAGGCUACUGGCUUGACUAAUUUUCCAGUGUACAGAUUAGAACAAUAAAUUCUGUGACCGUGAAAUUUAGGUACCUUGUGUUAAAGAGUUACAGAAAAAAAAUAUUAAAUGCACUAAGGAAAAAAUCUGGUUGGUAUUUCAAAACAGCAUUGCAAUCACUUAACUACUAAAGAGAAGUAAAUGUCAUUUAAAUGUGUUGGUGCAUGUGGUUCUCAAGAGGGCUUGCAAAUCCUUGCUUUUAGAGAGUGACACACCUUUAAUUUCUUCUUACUGAACAGCACUUUCACCAUACUGACAGAUGCUCUUGUUGACUGAUAAAAUUCAGCCUCCAUUGUUUCAAAUGUAACAUAUUUUGCCUUAAAAUAUCUGCUAUGUUCUGAUAUCAUUUACACUGUUCUUCAGCAGCUUAUCCUUGCCAUUCUAGUGCCUGAACGCUACCCUGGGCUCAAUGUUCUAAGCUGCUCUCCUGUUAUCUUCAUUACAAGUCAGGCAAAUUCUUGAGUGAUAUUUCCAGUGGUCAAAAGUGAUGUUCUAGAACUAGCCAAGAAUUGCUACUCCCUCCAAGAACACUGAGUGACCAUCUCCCACAUAGUAUUUAUUGGGUAACUCAAAUCCUGCAUCAGAAAAAUUGUUUGCUUGCAUUACUAUAGAAAAAUUAAGAACAGAUAAUUGCUCGUGUCCAAAUUAACAAUAAUAUAUACUCCAUUACUUCAGUUCCUUUUUCUAAUAGACUACUUUUAAUUUCAUCUAGAAUUAGUGUCUUGUACCUCAUUCCAACACUGUUUUAUCUGGUCUUGCAUGUCAACUGUCCCUAGAGGGUUUUAACCUACCCAGCAUCUCAUUCUUGAAUCUCCACUGCAAAUCAAAGGUCCAGUUGAUGAAUUACUCUCCAUAGUGUAGCAACUGCCACUGAUCAUAUCAGCCCAUGACAUGCCCAGCAGUAACCAUAGUGACACUGUCAUUGCUACUGCUUGAUCAUGUCCUCUGUAGAAAACAUAGCUCAUAGUCCAAAAGGAACUCAUGCUCUGCUAAUCUCAAAGUGAAAGGCUUACAGCACAUCAUCUAAAAAAGAGUCAUCAGUGUUUCAGCAUUGGAUGAGAUGACUGAGGUAUUAAACUUUCAAAUACAGAAAAAGUAACUGCAAACAGAACAAAAUGAUCCUUCGUACUUCAUGCCUACAGCAGUUUAGUCUUGUGCCAGAAAGAUAAAGCUAUAAGAAAAAAUUCUAAAAGCAAACUACAGUCUAAAAGAGCAGCGAAGCACUGAGAGCAUCAUCUCUGGUCAUAGUAAGAAGUUGAACAAUCAUCAGCAGUGAAUGAUGCUAGUUGGGGUCAAGAAUGCUUAGAUCUUCUCUGGGCCCUUCCCUGCUCCUACAUCAUAAGGCUGUGUGAAAAUGAGGUCUGUUCAUUGUUUCUAAGUCUUAUAAGAAAAUAAGUGACUCUUUGAACACCAGACACCAUGAAUUUUCACAUGCAUGCAUAGAUCACUGUAAGCCUGAGCUAUAUAACUGCAAGGUGCACAUAAUUUUUUUGUUUUGUUUAAAUCCAAUGAAGAUUAGAACUUAUUAAAAUAUCAAAACCUGCUAAUA
Messenger RNA from Lagopus muta (rock ptarmigan), 3091 nucleotides. RefSeq names its product small integral membrane protein 28 (gene SMIM28). The record is from RefSeq and is a predicted model, not a curated record. The transcript has 2 exons. Bases 228 to 737 code for a protein of 169 amino acids. Lineage: Eukaryota; Metazoa; Chordata; Aves; Galliformes; Phasianidae.